AUGAAUUCACUAAGUAUUCUGUUGUCUAUCACAUUGAUAUCCUUGCUGCCCUACUCCUUGGUGGAGGCUCACGGCCGCCUGAUCAUGCCUCCCUCUAGAAGCUCUAUGUGGAGGUAUGGUUUUCCUACCCCCGAGAAUGACAAUGAUCACCAGCUUUGGUGUGGGGGAAAAUGGAAUCAGUGGGGACUUAACAAAGGAAAAUGUGGUCUAUGUGGCGACCCUUACCAGCAAAACCCGCGUGAAAACGAGGCUGGCGGAAAAUACGCUACAGGCAUCAUUUCCAAAUGCUAUCAAUAUAAUACCUCUGGACAAAAUAUGGAAGUUCAGGUAGAAUUAACAGCUAAUCAUCUUGGGUACUUUGAAUUUAGACUCUGUGAACAUAACGACACAUCAACAGCUAUAACCCAAGCUUGCUUAGACAAGAACCUUUUGAGAUUUCCGGACAACAGCACCAGGUAUUACGUCAGAGGUGGUGUUUAUGGAGUGAUUAACUUUCAACUUCAGAUUCCUGCCAGCGUUUCAUGUACUCAGUGUGUUCUACAGUGGAAAUAUAAUACGGGUAACAGUUGGGGCUGUGACAAAGGCGGGUGUGGGAUGGGCAGAGGUGGACAGGAACAGUUUUAUGGAUGCGCAGACAUAGCUAUUCUCCAAAGCUGUGAACAUUUCACAGGACUUGAACAUCAUUCGCUCCUCCCCAAUUUUCUUCUGGGGAAUACAUUUUAA
This is a messenger RNA of Saccostrea echinata, 723 nucleotides long. RefSeq lists its product as uncharacterized. Bases 1 to 723 code for a protein of 240 amino acids. The record is from RefSeq and is a predicted model, not a curated record. NCBI's taxonomy places the organism in Eukaryota, Metazoa, Mollusca, Bivalvia, Ostreida, Ostreidae. The transcript has 3 exons.